This is a messenger RNA of Malassezia globosa CBS 7966, 1029 nucleotides long. RefSeq lists its product as uncharacterized. The record is from RefSeq and is a predicted model, not a curated record. Gene Ontology annotation, molecular function: flavin adenine dinucleotide binding; electron transfer activity. Gene Ontology annotation, cellular component: mitochondrion. NCBI's taxonomy places the organism in Eukaryota, Fungi, Basidiomycota, Malasseziomycetes, Malasseziales, Malasseziaceae. The transcript has a single exon. Gene Ontology annotation, biological process: fatty acid beta-oxidation using acyl-CoA dehydrogenase. Bases 1 to 1029 code for a protein of 342 amino acids.
AUGUUCGCUAUUCGUUCCGUGUUCCGGGCAGGUGCUCGUGCCGCUGUACCUCUUCGUACAUUUGCAACUUCAUCUUCGCGUUUUGGAAAUACUUUGUUGUUUGUUGAGCACAAAAAUGGCGCCAUCAACCCUGCUUCACUGUCGGCACUGACGGCUGCUCAGAAGCUUGGUGGUGAAAUCCACGCGCUCGUGGCAGGAUCCUCAAAGCACGCAAAAUCAGUUGCUGAGGCUGCUUCGAAGGUGAAUGGAGUGUCAAAAGUGCUUGUUAGCACAUCUGAUGCGUUCUCGGCCCUCUUGUCCGAGCCAAUUGCGCCGUUAAUCCAGUCGCUUGUCAAGUCGAACUCAUACUCGCACGUUGUGGCUGGUCACACGGCUGUGGGACGUGAUAUCAUCCCACGUGCAGCUGUGCUUUUGGAUUCGUCGCAAGUGUCCGAUAUUAUUGCCGUUGAGGGCGAAGACAUUUUCGUCCGGCCUAUCUACGCCGGCAACGCGCUUGCUACGGUCAAGUCGAAGGAUGGCGUAAAAGUCGUGACGGUGCGUGGUACGGCCUUUGAUACUGCAAGUACCGAGGGUGGCAAUGCCUCAGUGGAAGAAGUUAAUGCUGGUGAGGUGCCGCAGCCAACGAAGCUCGUGCAAGAAAAGAUGAGCGAGUCAACACGUCCAGACCUGGCCACGGCUCCACGUGUUGUUUCCGGUGGUCGUGCGCUCAAGUCGUCGGAGGGCUUCGCCAAGUACAUUGAGCCUUUGGCUGAUAAGCUGAAUGCUGCUGUUGGUGCUUCGCGUGCGGCCGUGGACGCUGGCUACGCGGACAAUGCUCUCCAGGUUGGUCAGACGGGUAAGAUUGUGGCUCCUGAGUUGUACGUGGCUGUGGGUAUCAGCGGUGCGAUUCAGCACCUCGCUGGUAUGAAAGACAGCAAGACGAUCGUUGCGAUCAACAAGGACCCUGAGGCGCCGAUCUUCCAGGUGGCCGAUGUCGGUCUUGUAGCCGAUCUCUAUGAGGCUGUGCCAGAGCUGACAGAGAAGCUCUAA